Andrographis paniculata is the source of this 1674-nucleotide messenger RNA. RefSeq names its product transcription factor MYB61-like. The transcript is spliced from 4 exons. NCBI's taxonomy places the organism in Eukaryota, Viridiplantae, Streptophyta, Magnoliopsida, Lamiales, Acanthaceae. The coding region runs from base 142 to 1392 and encodes 416 amino acids. The record is from RefSeq and is a predicted model, not a curated record. Gene Ontology annotation, biological process: regulation of stomatal movement.
CUCAUUGUCUGUCUUAACACACACACUGCAUUUCUCUCUCCUCUCUCUCUCUCUCUAGCUGUGUGUGUCAUGCUGACACUGAAUUAUUAAUCAAAAGUGAUUUUUUCGAGAAAAACAGAAAAAAAAGGAUUGUCUUGCAGCAUGGGCAGGCAUUCUUGCUGUUACAAGCAGAAAUUGAGAAAAGGGCUUUGGUCGCCAGAGGAAGAUGAGAAGCUCAUAAAGCACAUCAACAAAUACGGCCAUGGCUGCUGGAGCUCUGUCCCCAAACUAGCUGGGCUUCAGAGAUGCGGGAAGAGCUGCAGAUUGAGAUGGAUCAAUUACCUCAGGCCUGAUUUGAAAAGAGGGACAUUUUCCACUGAGGAAGAGGAUUUGAUCAUCGAAUUGCAUUCAGUUCUUGGAAACAGGUGGUCUCAAAUUGCUGCCCAGCUCCCUGGCAGAACCGACAAUGAAAUCAAGAAUCUCUGGAACUCAUCCAUCAAGAAGAAGCUCAGGCAGAAAGGGAUCGACCCCAACACCCACAAACCCCUCCAAAAUAAUUCCAUUAACGACCAACAAAAUUCCCCCAACUGUAAGAACAAUGAAAAGCCAUCGGAACCUGCUUCCAGCGACCUCAGCGCCGCCGCCCUCGACAACUCCGAUCAUCGGAGUUCAUUCGCCCUGCCGGAAAAUUACCAAAAUCACUCUCACCUGGAAAACUCCGGCAGCCCCAAUUCCACCCAAGAACUCCUCCUCAGUAGAUUUGUCGCCGCCGCCGCCGGCAAGCCGCCGUGUGAUCUGUCGGGAUUUCUUUCCUUCCAGCAACCAAACAUCGGACUGGGUAUGAAUUCCAACGCCGCCGGUCUUUACUUCCCCAAGAAUUCUGACAUCAGCAACAGCGGCGACUUCGGACACCACUUCACUGCCGCCACUUCCAUUGCCAGCCUGUCGGCGGCUCCAAUUCUGGCACAAAUGAAACCGCCGCCGCAGGCGGCGGUGGCUGCCGACAACCACCCAAUCAAUCCUUUCUCUGUAAAAUUCGAGAAUUGGGAUACCGGCGGCGGCGGCGGCGGCGGUGGCCGGUUAAAUAAUGUAAGCAGUGAGAUUCAAAGCAGCAGCUACCCCUUCGAAAGCGCCGCCGCCGCGUUUCCAUGGCCGGCGGCGGCGGACUGCGGAAAGUCCGAUCAGAAAGAAGAAGACAUAAUCAAGUGGAACGACUACCUGCAGUCCCCAUUUCUGCUCGCAAGCUCUUCCAUUUCCAUCCACAAUCCAAUCGGCGGCGCCGGCGAUCAUAUUUACGGCGGCGAGAGUAAACCUCCGGCGGCGCAGUUUACAACGGCGGUAGAUCACGGAUCAUUAGCCAUAUCCAAUUGGCAGACAAGCAAUCCGGCAGCCACUUUCGGACAAUUUUCAUAGUCCGAUGAACGACUCCAUCUUCAACCUUGAAUUCUUGUUUCAGCAAGCAAACUGUACGUGUGCCUAUACAGAUUGAUUAGUACUCUUUAUUCUUAAUCUGUAAAUAUCGGGGGACCGACUAUACUAAAAUUAAUUAAUUUUCUCAGUUUUUAUUUGAUACCGACAUUUUUAGGUAACCAGGAAUAUUAUUGCUCCUGUUUCAUUACCUCUUUUCACCUUCAAUUUAUUUUUAUUUGCUCACGCAAUUUACAGGUUGUAAGAAUUCGAGGCAAUAAUUAUAUA